Molecule: messenger RNA, 1095 nt
Organism: Mastomys coucha (southern multimammate mouse)
Lineage: Eukaryota; Metazoa; Chordata; Mammalia; Rodentia; Muridae
Gene: Guk1
Product: guanylate kinase 1
Exons: 8
Coding region: 152-811 (219 amino acids)
Biological process (GO): purine nucleotide metabolic process
Cellular component (GO): cytosol
Molecular function (GO): GMP kinase activity
Source: RefSeq, a predicted model, not a curated record
GGCCGGCGAGGGUGACGUAACGUCAGCGGGUACAGGUGGGCUGUGGCCGGCGCUGGUGCUUUGCGUACUCGGUCUGCGCAGCCAUGCGGCCCUCCGGUACGUCCCCGUGGGCCGGCGCGCCGCUGUGACGUAGUCCUGCGGGCGGUCCCUGAUGCUGCGGCGCCCGCUGGUCGGGCUGGCUGUGGCCGCCCUGGGUCGGGUCCCUGCGGACGGCAUGGCAGGACCUAGACCAGUCGUGCUGAGCGGGCCAUCAGGGGCAGGGAAGAGCACUCUCCUCAAGAAGUUGUUCCAGGAACACGGCAGCAUCUUUGGCUUCAGCGUGUCCCAUACCACAAGAAACCCACGACCCGGCGAAGAAGAUGGCAAAGAUUACUACUUUGUGACCAGGGAGCUGAUGCAGCGUGAUAUUGCCGCAGGGGACUUCAUUGAGCAUGCUGAGUUCUCAGGGAACCUGUAUGGGACAAGCAAGGAAGCUGUUCGGGCUGUGCAGGCCAUGAACCGUAUUUGCGUGCUAGAUGUUGACCUACAAGGUGUGCGCAGCAUCAAGAAGACUGACCUGCGUCCCAUCUACAUCUUUGUACAGCCUCCCUCACUGGACGUGCUGGAGCAACGGCUGCGACUGCGUAACACUGAGACUGAGGAGAGUUUGGCAAAGCGGCUGGCAGCUGCACAGACAGACAUGGAGAGCAGCAAGGAGCCUGGCUUGUUUGACCUGGUGAUCAUCAAUGAUGACCUGGAUAAAGCCUAUGCAACUCUGAAGCAGGCACUCUCUGAGGAAAUCAAGAAAGCUCAGGGAACUGGCCAUGCCUGAGGCCUGUUUCAUUCCACAGGGUGAUGCCUGUGGUCUAAAUUUGCCUGGAUUACAAGGUGGGGGGAACUUUGCCAUGGCACCAAGGACUUGUAGUAGGCCUCCACUGUGCAGUAGAAGGAGCUAUCCCUUGUCUGGCCACAUGGUGGCUCUGCACCCUGGCUGGCUUACUGAGGCUGAAUGACUCCGAAGAGUACCCACAUCUCUUCUCCUGGGCUAUUUGUGUUCCUUUCCCUGUUCCUCCUGCUGGAGCGGGACUGACUUCUUAAUAAAGUAAUUAUUAUUGA